Elgaria multicarinata webbii is the source of this 2674-nucleotide messenger RNA. Its product is annotated as zinc finger protein 431-like. The record is from RefSeq and is a predicted model, not a curated record. Gene Ontology annotation, biological process: regulation of transcription by RNA polymerase II. Gene Ontology annotation, molecular function: DNA-binding transcription factor activity, RNA polymerase II-specific; RNA polymerase II cis-regulatory region sequence-specific DNA binding. The transcript is spliced from 6 exons. NCBI's taxonomy places the organism in Eukaryota, Metazoa, Chordata, Lepidosauria, Squamata, Anguidae. The coding region runs from base 164 to 2431 and encodes 755 amino acids.
UGGGAAAGCAGCCUGGGAGGUUUGCAUGGUGUGUGCAAUGCAACCUCAGCCUCUUUUCCCCUGCAGAGGAGCAGGAAUCUGGAUGAGGCACCUGGAGGACUGAAGAAUCCCUCCUGCCAUUUGAGACAGGAAGGAGAGUUUUCGAGUCCAAGUGGAAGCAGAGAUGGAGAAGAGAGAAAAAAUGAAGGAGCAAAACUUUGCUGGCCUGGAGGCAGGAAAAGGGCCCCUUAUCAUCCCGGAAGGGAGCAGUGCAGAGCUCUGGGAAAGAAGAGUCCAGGGGAACCUCUCUGGGAGCAACACCAGCUCAGAUGUGGAGCUACAGCACUUCAGAGACUUCUGCUACCAGGAGCCCAAGGGCCCCCGAGAGCUUUGCAGCCGACUCCACCACCUUAGCCGUCAGUGGCUGAAGCCAGAAAAGCACACGAAUGCUCAGAUGCUGGACUUGGUGGUCCUGGAGGAGUUCCUGGCUGUCCUGCCCCUGGAGAUGGAGAGCUGGGUCAGAGAGUAUGGAGCGGAGACCAGUUCCCAGGCGGUGGCCCUGGCAGAAGGCUUCCUCCUGAGCCAGGCAGAGGACAGUGAGCAGGUGGAGGGGAUUUUGGCCAGAGCACCCACAGAUUUCCCUGAGGCUGAGAAGGCUCCACCGGGCACCACACAGAGGCUGCUGGACGGGUGGAUUUUGCAGGAGGGUGACGGAGGACUCUCCUCACUGGGGAGUAGAAAAACUUGCAGAGGGCGUGAACGGAUCCUGGGGGAUCCUUCUAGGCCUCCUUUGCUUCGUGGUGGAGCGGAAGCGGUUUCUGCGCAGCCCUGGCAGGGUCCGGUGAGGUUUGAGGAGGUGGCCGUGCAUUUCUCGGAGGAGGAGUGGGCUCUGCUGGAUCCAGGCCAAAGGGCUCUGCACCAGGAAGUCAUGGAGGACAAUCGUGGGAUCCUGGCCUCUCUGGGCAAUCGCAGGAAGAGCAAGAAAAAUGGCCCAGCCCACAGAAGGAAAACUGCAGCUGAAGAGAAGAGGGGAAACAAAUCCAUUUCUUUUGAAGGGUCAGACAUCCAUGAAACUCCAGUACUAGAAGAACCAAGAAGGAGGAAGAGGCAAAAGAAAACCUCUCCUUAUAUAAAGAUUCAGAACAUUCACAUCAGCAAAUGUCAACAAUUUCACACAGAAGAAAAAAGAUUUCAGUGCUUGGAGCGUGAGAAGCAAUUCCAUGACAACUCACAACUUCACUUGCAUAAAAGAAUUCACUCAGGAGAGAAGCCCUGUCAGUGCCUAGAGUGCAGAAAGAGCUUUGCUCACAGCACAGACCUUAGGAAACAUCAAAGAAUUCAUACAGGAGAGAAGCCCUUUAAAUGCCCUGAGUGUGGAAAGAGCUUCACUGUGAGCAGCCACCUUAGGCGACAUCAAAGCACUCACACAGGUGAGAAGCCCUAUGAAUACCGAGAGUGUGGAAAGAGCUUUGCUCACAGCGCAGACCUAAAGCAAUAUCAAAGAAGUCACACUGGCGAGAAGCCCUAUAAAUGCCUAAAGUGUGGAAAGAGCUUUGCUCACAAGACAAGGCUUAAAGAACAUCGAAGAAUUCACACUGGCGAGAAGCCCUAUAAAUGCCUUGAAUGCAGAAAGGGCUUUGCUACCUGCACACAUCUUAAGCAACAUCAAAGAAUUCACACAGGGGAGAAGCCCUAUAAAUGCCUUGAAUGCGGAAAGAGCUUUGCUCGCAGCACACAACUUAAGCAACAUCAAAGAAUUCACACAGGCGAGAAGCCCUAUAAAUGCCUAGAAUGCGGAAAGGGCUUUGUUACCAGCACACAUCUUAAGAGACAUCAAAGAAUUCACACAGGUGAGAAGCUCCAUAAAUGCCUAGAAUGCGGAAAGGGCUUUGUUACCAGCACACAUCUUAAGAGACAUCAAAGAAUCCACACAGGUGAGAAGCUCCAUAAAUGCCUAGAAUGCAGAAAGGGCUUUGCUACCUGCACACAACUUAAGCGACAUCAAAUAAUUCACACAGGCGAGAAGCACUAUAAAUGCCUAGAAUGCGGAAAGGGCUUUGCUACCUGCACACAUCUUAAGCAACAUCAAAGAAUUCACACUGGCGAGAAGCCCUAUAAAUGCCUAGAGUGUGCGAAUAGCUUUGCUCAAAGUGCAGACCUAAAGCAACAUCAAAUAAUUCACACAGGCGAGAAGCCCUAUGAAUGCCUAGAGUGUGGAAAAAGUUUUGCUUACAGGUCAAGCCUUAGAAAACAUCAAAGAAUUCACACAGGCGAGAAGCCCUAUGAAUGCCUAGAGUGCAGAAAGAGCUUUGCUCACAGGACAAGCUUUAGAGAACAUCAAAGAAUCCACACAGGCGAGAAGCCCUAUGAAUGCCUAGAGUGCGGAAAGAGCUUUGCUCACAGGACAAGCCUUAAGCAACAUCAAAGAAUUCACACAAAGGAGAAGCCAUAAAAAUGUUCCGAGUUUGGAAAGCAAUUCAACCACGGAAUGCAGCGUCCCCCUCGUGAAACGAUCCUUUCAAGUGAGAAGCGCUAUGAAUGCUUUGUAUGUGGAAAGCGCUUUUGUCAGAGCAUAAAAUGUAACUUGCAUCAAAGAAUUCUCUCAGGAGUAAAGCUUUUUCAGUGCUCUGAAUGUGGAGUCCUGGAUGUACUCUUGAUUUUGUUUGUGCUCCAAGUUGUGAGAUGGGCAGUCUGA